Messenger RNA from Gastrolobium bilobum, 527 nucleotides. RefSeq lists its product as uncharacterized. The coding region runs from base 70 to 429 and encodes 119 amino acids. The transcript is spliced from 2 exons. The record is from RefSeq and is a predicted model, not a curated record. NCBI's taxonomy places the organism in Eukaryota, Viridiplantae, Streptophyta, Magnoliopsida, Fabales, Fabaceae.
ACCUUAAUUAAAAUUUAAGACAUCUUGUUCUGUUCGUGUUCCAUUGAUCCACAGGAACAAAAAAAAAAAAUGACAACAGAACAAAUAGAACAACACAUGAACGAUGCUGAGAUCUACGUAGGGGAAGAAGUGUGCAAGCAGAAGACGCUGCUCCUCUUGGACGAGAUUCUCCUUCCGAGAGGGUUGCUCCCAUUGGAAGACAUCAUCGAAAUGGGUUACAACCGAAUCACCGGCUUCGUGUGGCUGAAACAGAGGCAAAAGAAGGUGCACCGGUUCGACGCCAUUGGCCGCACCGUGUCGUACGAGACGGUUGUGACGGCGUUCGUUGACGAGCACCGAAUGCGAAGGGUGACCGGUGUGAAGACGAAGGAGCUAUUCAUAUGGGUCACCAUCUCUGAAAUCUUCGUCGACGAUCCUUCUUCAGGUUGACUACUCGAAAUCGGGUUCCGCCAUGGGAGCUUCAUCAAAACUAAAAAAAAGGGCAUAUUUUUGAGCGAUUUUCAUCACAAAACAACCUAGAAAGAACA